Messenger RNA from Pseudogymnoascus verrucosus, 1886 nucleotides. RefSeq lists its product as uncharacterized. Gene Ontology annotation, cellular component: membrane. The record is from RefSeq and is a predicted model, not a curated record. The coding region runs from base 222 to 1790 and encodes 522 amino acids. Gene Ontology annotation, biological process: transmembrane transport. Lineage: Eukaryota; Fungi; Ascomycota; Leotiomycetes; Thelebolales; Thelebolaceae. The transcript is spliced from 3 exons. Gene Ontology annotation, molecular function: transmembrane transporter activity.
AGGAGCGAUCGGCAGCCACUAUCUUGACUAUCGAAUGUGGGUCCUUCCCCAGACUACUCGACGUAUGCCAUGUGGGUGUUAGGUCUUUGUGGGGUACAUAUAUAAGGUGGCGGGAUUCUCCUUUUGCAAAAUGGCAUCUCCUUAUUAUCCUAAAAUUAUAUCAGUCCUACCAUUGGGCUGAUUGGAUUCAUCGACGGAUACGAAGGGCACAAUUUGCCAUCAUGGCUGAUCAAAACAUUCAAUUCGUAGGGGAUGCGAAAUCGACUGCACCUUCAGCGACCCAUUCAGAUAAGCCAGCUACAGAGAUGGUAGAGACGAUGCCGGUCACUCUAACAGAAGAAGACAAUACUCGAAUCAGGAGAAAAACUGAUAGAGUCAUCUUGGCUCUAUUGACCUGGGUCUACUUCUUGCAAGUUUUGGAUAAGGCCGUCCUUGGAACUGGGGCGGUUUUCGAUCUCGCGAAGAAUGCCAACCUCACGGGUCAUCAGUAUUCCCUAAUCGGGUCGAUUUCGCCAAUAGCGCAGUUAGCAUGGCAGCCGUUCUCGGCCUGGCUGAUUGUGAAGGUGCCGCAUCGCACAUUAAUGCCAAUUCUGAUUCUCGGUUGGGGUAUUGCGGAAGCAUCUAUGGCUGCGUGUAGUUCCUUCUCUGGGUUGAUCGCCUGCCGUUUCUUCCUCGGCCUUUUUGAGGCCGGCUGCAUGCCUCUAUUUGCGAUCAUCACAAGCCAGUGGUACCGUCGUGUCGAACAACCAUUUAGAGUCUCUAUCUGGUAUUCCACAAAUGGUAUAUCGACGAUAGUGUCUUCUGCGUUGUCUUAUGGCCUUGGCCGUAUUGUAUCCAACGUGUUGUAUCCGUGGCAAAUAAUUUUCCUUUUCUGUGGACUUGUCACUAUUAUAACGGCUCCAUUCGUCUACUGGAAACUGGAUAACGAUAUCGCGACAGCCCGUUUCCUUACCGAGGAGGAACGCCAACAAGGCAUCGAACGCCUUCGGACAAACAAUACUGGUGUUGAAGACUUCCACCAGUUUAAGUGGUCGCACGUUUUGGAAGCGGCUCUAGACCUGAAGACCUGGCUGUGGCUUGUGCUGGCCAUGCUGCCGAACCUCGGGUCGGCUUUGACGAGUGUCUUUGGGCCGCUCAUUAUUACUGGCUUUGGGUUCGAUAAAUUCCAGACAUUGCUGCUGAACAUUCCUUUCGGAGCCGUCCAAACGCUCGUGAUCAUCGCUUCCUGCUGGGUAGCCAACAAGGCGAAGCUCAAGGGUGUUAUCCUGCUUGGCUUCAUGUUACCUGUGGUGGUUGGAACUGGGAUGCUUUACGGGCUAAACCGGAAUGCAUCGGAUCGACCAGCGCUACUCGUGGCGUACUAUCUCACGGCCUUCUUGUUUGCAGCGAAUCCCCUACUUCUCGUGUGGGUCGUCGGAAACACUGCUGGAGAGACCAAGAAAUCCGUUACUCUCUCGCUAUACCAGGCUGGUUCGUCUGCUGGAGCCCUUAUCGGUCCGCUUCUAUUUAGCGCAGACCAGAAGCCAGAAUAUCGCCCCGGAAUUGCGGGUGUUCUUGGUGUUUUUGUCGCCAUGAUUGUGGUCAUCGUGCUGCAGCUCUUCCUCCUGAUAUACCUGAACAAGCAACAGGUGAAGAGGAGAAUCGCAAACGGGAAGAGUGGCGUUAUUGUUGAUCGGUCUAUGACAACCGAAGUUCAUACUGAUGGGAAGACUCGGGACUUGCUGGCUGAGGAGAUAUUGCCCAUGGACUUAACGGAUAAGCAGAACGAUGAGUUUGUGUAUAUUUACUGAUGGGAAUGAUUUGGACGAGGCAGGAACUCGUAGGAGUGGGAGGCGCGAGAAAUAUAUCCGCUGUAUUUACUUUUAUUACAUUCAAUAUGAAUCACC